UAUUCCGUUGAAAUCGCAUCGGCCCAACGGGCGCCCUGAAAACUCUUGGCUGUUUAGGGUCGGCCGAGAAAAUCCGGCCGCGCUGCCCCCUCUCCUCUGGUCACCGCCGCCCGUCCCUGCCUCGUCUCUCCCUGCUUUCCCCGGGGAAGGUGAGGGAGGGCGGUGGGGCACAGUUCUGCCUGUUCGGUUUCUCCUCUUACGGGCUCUUCUCCUGGCUUGCCCGGUCCCUUCCCGAGACUCCCUCCCUCUUCGUCGCCUCAGGGGGUCAGGCGUUGUCAGAGAGGUGGCCAGGAAAGGGGUCGGGAAAUACUGGGUCAGAAAACGUUUGAAGGGACAACUCAAAUUGCCUUCCCAUCCAGAGGUUUUCUUCAAAAAUGGAGUGAUCUUGGAGGCUGUGCUUUGCACAAUGGUGUAUGCCUCUCUCGCCUUGUUUUUAAAAAGAAAAAGGUUGAGCAGCGAUCCUGUUUGGUGGCAAGCAAAGCUCCACGAGGGACACCAUCCCAGGUUUCACACUGAUAAUUCAGUAUUUGGCGUAAAACAAGAUGCCUAACCCUAAAGAGACUACUUCAAGUGACUGCAAUGACUCUCAAACCACAGAUUGUAGUUCCAGAAAACCGAGGGAGCAUGAAGAAACCCAGGGUGGAGACAUUCCCAAACUCUGUCCACCUAACAUCCCAUCUUCAAAUUCUCCCCAAAUUCAUUCUAUCUCAGAGCUCAUGGAAACAGCCAAUGAAGUCUCAAAAAUGACAAUAGCCCAUGAAAUUAUUGUCAACCAUGACUUCAAACUGCAAGAAGUGAAUUUAUCACCAAACAGUUUAGAAAGCAGAGUGAAAGAAACAGUGCACAAAGCUUUUUGGGAUAAUCUGAAAGAACAACUCUUCAAAGUACCACCAGACUAUUCUCAUGCUAUCAAGCUACUUCAAGAAAUCAAAGAAACUCUGCUGUCUUUGCUUCUGCCACGGCAAACACGUUUAAAGAGUCAGAUUGAAGAAUCACUAGACAUCGAAUUGAUAAAGCAGGAAGCUGAGCAUGGAGCUUUGGAUAUCCCCAAGCUCACUACAUAUAUCUUAGGCACCAUGGCAAUGCUCUGUGCACCUAUCAGAGAUGAAGAAAUACAAAGUCUGCGAAUCAUGGCAGACCCAGUUCAUUUGCUCAGAGAGAUCUUCCGAGUUCUGAACCUAAUGAAAAUGGAUAUGGUCAACUUUACCAUACAAAGCCUUAGACCCCAUCUCUUGGAGCACUCUGUGCAAUAUGAAAGGAAAAAAUUUCAGGAACUCCUGAACAAACUACCAGACAGUCUAGCUUAUACAACUGACUGGCUACACAAGGCCGUAACCAAAGUAUCAAAUUCUGAUUUGCUUCCUUCUUCAUCCACCUCUGGAACCAAUGGACCAUCUGUUCCCACUUCUCCUAUAUCUGCUGGAAAAGUCUCAUUUAUUCAUAGUCCCACUGCUGUGUUAAAUCAAGCGUAUAUGGAUUUGCUGGACUGGGAGCUUGGAAGAGAACACUAUCCUGAGACUAUGUUGAUGGACAAAGCGCGUUUGCAUGCUCUACAAGUAGAAGUGAAUCAGCUAGUCAUUAUUGCUUCAGUCUUAUUAGUGAGCAGCAAUAUAUGUGGAAAUGAGUUAUUCAGUUCACCAGGAUGUGGCAAUAGGCUGAAAAGAGUAAUAAAAGCUCUUCUGGAAGGUCUCCCUGAUAUAAGAUCAGAAAAUGCCUUAAUGGAUAUCAGCAAUCAAAUACACAUGGAAGUAAAUGCCAUACUUAAUCAGAUGGGUCACCCUGCUCUCAGUACUGAUAAGGCUGCUUCACUCAAAGGCCAGCUUAGGAACCUUGAAGAUAAAAACAAUGCUGUGCGGGUUCUAAUUGAGCAACGGAUCCAGACUUUUCUUAGACACUGUUUGUAUCCUGGUGGCCAAAACGCUAAAAAUCUACUGCAAGGCCUUACUCCUAUUCAGGAAGAACUAUUGGAAAUUGGUCAGAGGUUUGGUAGUUUGAUUCAUCACAAUAGACAGGUAUUUGGUCCAUACUACUCAGAAAUACUGAAGAAAUUGCUGCUUCCAGGGGCAAAGUCUGAAACAGGGAAAGUUUCUUCUUAACAACCUAACGAGGCAGAUCAUGUGACGGCAAGGAGAGGGGAGAUUCAAACUGGCAAUUGUUCAGACAGUACUUUGAUGUAAAAUUCAAUGUGAUCAACAGAGCAGCUGUCUUGCUCUUUGCUGCUGUAUUCCAAACUGGGUCACUGAAGUUGCAAGGUACAGCUAAUAAUACCAAACUGACAAUGCCAAGUUUGCUGCAGUAAACCUUUAAACAGCUCAAAAUGUUGUCCUGUGAUUUUAAACUAGCUAGUACAUGUUAUUUCAAUUGGGAAAAGUAACUUUAAUAUCCCAUUCCUAUGAUUAGAAUGUGUUUUAAUAUUUUCAACAAAACAUCAGUUAAUAUAGAACUGUAGUUUUAAAAUACUCGGUACAGACUAAUAUACCACAACAACCCAUACAGAGAUAUCUAAUUUUAUUAAUUUACUCAGUUCUAACUCAUACAGUUAUGAAAAACAAACAACAAAACGACUGCUGGAAGCUCAGAAAUAUUUACAGUCUCGCCUUGUUGUAGUGAGGUCAGUCUAUGUUGUUGCACAGAUUGGUUAUGUUUGGUACCACAAAAAAAAGAGACAGAAUAAUUUUUAUAUACAGAAAAUAAAAAGGAAAUAGUUCAAGUAUCAAAAUACAAAGACAGAUUAAAUAACAUUUUAUUACAAAUCAGUCCCACUGCCAUACAUCACAAUUAGCAUAAAAGUGUUGAUAUUCAAACUGCCUAUUACGAAGAAUCUGCCUGCCUUCUUCAGAAGCAAGCAUAGCAGAAAAUCCUGCUGAUAGACAUUCAUACUGAUCAUGCAAACAGAGGCAGUGAAGGAGUGAAAUAUCACCCAGCAUUUUUAUUUUCACAGGCAAAGAAGGUAUUGAAAAAAAGAGGUAUCAUUAGAUACCUGUCUGCAAGAACCGCACAGCUCACCACUUGAAGCUGCUUUAGAAUUCUUUCCCAAAGAAGGCUGGGCAGAUUGUCAUGUACCUCAAAUUCAGGAUUUCUCUCACAAGCUAAGAAAGUCUAAAGGCCAGUGUGAGCUGAUACUAGUGUGUAAAUAUAUAAAACAAAAAACAAAAAAUCCUACAGGAGUUUUGAUUUUCAUAAACGGAUUUUCCAUUCAAAAGAUAAGCAGUAGCUCAUCCAUCAGAGCAGUUAUAAAGUGUUCUCAUCUUGGACUCAAAUGAAGUAAAAAUAAGCCUAUAAUUUUAGAUUAUCCUUUUUGAAAAGGCGUUCUAGCAAAAGCAGCACAGGGAGAUGUUAUUUCAGCACAAAUGACUGCUUACAAUAAGUGUCGUAUUUUAAAAGUCCAAUAAACAGAUUAAGUGCUAACUAUAGAUGGUAUUCUCCUCUGUGUGCUGCAAAACAUCACAGAGAGGCAAAAGUCUCAAAUACUUUGGAGUCUAGACACAGCUAAAAUCAUAGGAAAACUCAAGUCCAAAAUGGCUUGAAUUGCCUUCUUAAAAGGAAUGCUUAAUCAGGAGAUGCACCCAUGGAUAUUGCUAUGUCCAUGUAAACUCAGAAGGGAAGCACCAAAUUACUGGAAGAAGCAAGUUGGAAACUUUCAUCAUUUUUGUCAAUAUGUUCUAAGGCUAACUAUCCUAUCCUCCUUAGCAAAAAUGCAAUUUGCAUUCUUUAAGAACAGACUUACUGGUACAGUAAUAUUUAUACCAAUGCCAGCAUAUCAUUUACAUAUGCAUAUAAAGGAAUGUUGUGUUUCAAGAAAUUCAUCUGUGAAUUAUUCCCAAAUCCAACUAUUUGGGAUAAGGAUACCUUUUUCUCCUAUUUUUUAACCAAAUAGAGUAAGACUAAAUUACAUCUUAAUGAUACAGCAGUAACAAAAAUUGAAGAAAAUCAUUGACACAAUGACAGGGUAUAGCAAACUAUCAUAUCCACCAAAGCAUUAUUUGCACUUCCUCAUCUUUUUCUUGGAUAGGAUAGAGAUACUUAUUUAUCACAGUCAGAACUGAAGCCAGCGUUCAAGAUUGUGAAUAUUUAAAAUAACUCAUUUUCUAGUUCAGCUUCUACCUGAAGCAGUAAUUGUUGAAUUAAGUGGAAUUAAGUAAAUAAAUUGUUUUAGCAUAAUGCCCAAGAUCUCCACUUUUUUAUACUCUGUAAUCAUUAUAUAAGAUACUUAAAUUAUGAACUUAAAUGAGCAUUUUUAAAUUAUCAACUAGUAUAAAAGUGCUAAUCAGUGAAUAAUCAUCUAAAAAAUCUCAAACCACAGAGUACAAUCCAACCACAUUUAAAAAAAUAGAUAACUUGAUUGAGAUGCAAGAAAUCACAGUCCAGUUAUUAUAAAUUGUGUGGAGGGAAAAAUACUUUCACAAAACAGCUGUAUUGCAGUGAUACAGUUAAGUAGGCUUACUUAUACCUGGCUUCUAGUUAGUUCAAGAACUGUCAAGAAUUUAAAUUUCUCUGAUUUUUUAAAGUUAGAUACUCUUUUAAAUUAUUACUGUAAAUAUUAAGAAUGAACAAUUUUCAGCCCUGGUGCUAGUACCUCAAAAUAAAUUUAAUAUUGCAUCAAGUUGGGAAUUUGCCUAUUGCUAUUCCAAGCCAAGUAUGAAUAUAUGAUUUAAUAUUCAUAUAUUGUAAAGCUAUAUUAUAAGACAGGCAUAUUCAUGUUUUGUUUUAGCAGUUAUUGUUGUUCAAUUCCAUCAAUGCUAUGCUGAAAUUGAGGAUUUCACAAUAUAAAGGAAACAAAA
Molecule: messenger RNA, 4781 nt
Organism: Thamnophis elegans (Western terrestrial garter snake)
Lineage: Eukaryota; Metazoa; Chordata; Lepidosauria; Squamata; Natricidae
Gene: TCP11
Product: t-complex 11
Exons: 10
Coding region: 543-2096 (517 amino acids)
Biological process (GO): regulation of sperm capacitation
Cellular component (GO): acrosomal vesicle; sperm flagellum
Source: RefSeq, a predicted model, not a curated record